Messenger RNA from Gasterosteus aculeatus aculeatus (three-spined stickleback), 2214 nucleotides. Its product is annotated as neuropeptide Y receptor type 1. Gene Ontology annotation, cellular component: plasma membrane; neuron projection. Gene Ontology annotation, molecular function: neuropeptide binding; neuropeptide Y receptor activity. Gene Ontology annotation, biological process: G protein-coupled receptor signaling pathway. The record is from RefSeq and is a predicted model, not a curated record. NCBI's taxonomy places the organism in Eukaryota, Metazoa, Chordata, Actinopteri, Perciformes, Gasterosteidae.
CUAGUGGAACCACAGCCGCCUUUUGUCUGUGACAGAAGCGUUGUGGUGGCUGUGAUGUUCAGGUCCUUCUCCAACUCUCACAUCUGAGGAUUCACAUCCGUCCAGAGCGUCGUUUCCUCUGUUGUCUCCACGAGGCAGCCCACCACAUGCGUGUUUUAAGAGUACCGGGAUGGACAGUUUGAUCCUGGGGGCCGGUGACACUGAAGUCCUGGUGAGAUGUCCUUUAGCGGCAACGAGAACCAGGCUUCUCCGUCAACGACAGCUCCAACUCUGCCCUUCAGCAGCUCCACCUCCCCACAUUUCCAACCAUGGGAGGAGGGGGAAACCACUAGUGAGUCUGUGCCCGAAUGGUUGGGGAAUAAGACCUUGAUCCUUUCAGACCUCGCCGUUCUCGGGCAUGAUGAGCAGUGCCAUAUGUCCUCUGCCCUCACAGUGUGUCUGGUUGUGUGGUACAGCCUGACGAUGGUGCUGGGCCUGGUGGGAAACAUCGGCCUUAUCUGCAUCAUCGCCCGUCGCAGAGAAAAAGUCAAUGUCACCGGCAUUUUCAUCUGCAACCUUUCGUUCUCUGACAUCCUAGUGUGUGUCUUCUGCCUUCCUUUUACCGUCAUAUACACACUAAUGGACCAUUGGGUGUUUGGGUCGCUGCUAUGCCGGCUGGUGCCAUUCAUCCAGUGUGCGUCUGUGACCGUGUCUGUGCUGUCUCUCGUUUUCAUUGCUCUGGAAAGACAUCAGCUCAUCAUUAACCCAUCUGGAUGGAAACCAAGCAUUUCUCAGGCCUACAUGGUGGUGGUUCUCAUUUGGAUUCUGGCCUCCUUCACCUCCUCGCCGUUCUUGGCCUUUCAGCUGCUCACAAGCGAGCCCUACAACGUCACCAUGUCUCAGCCUCCACUCCAUCACCAAGCCCCCUCUCAGGCUUAUCUCAAUGCAUCUCCACCUCAGCCUUACAACACAUACAAAAACUCAUCGGCGCUUUCAAAUUCAUACCACACACUUUUCUCUUAUGCCCCCGCCUCUCCACAUAUGGAGGCCUGUCUGGAGCACUGGCCUUCCCAGCAACACCGGCUCGCUUACACCACAUGGCUCCUUCUGUUCCAGUACUGUGGCCCACUUUUGUUGGUCCUGCUCUGUUAUGUCAGAGUUUUUGUGCGCCUUCGUCACCGCAAAGACAUGCUGGACCGCGCCAGGACACCAGAGAGCCACAGCAUGACUCACAGCCGCCGAAUCAACAUAAUGCUGGUCGCCCUCAUCACCGCUUUUGCUCUUUGCUGGCUGCCGCUGACCAUCUUCAAUGUGGUGUCAGACUGGAACCAGGAGGCUCUGCCCAUCUGCCAUCACAACCUGCUGUUCUCCCUCUGCCACCUGCUGGCCAUGGCAUCCACCUGCAUUAACCCUAUAAUCUAUGGCUUCCUAAAUUCCAACUUUCACCAGGAGGUGAGGGAAGUGCUGCUGCACUGUCGCUGCAGUCCGGUAGAGGAAGGGUGUGAGCGUUUUCCCAUGUCCACAGUGCACAUGGAAGUGUCCCGCACCUCCAUGCCUCAGAGCAACUCUGUCUGACUGUUGGAUUUUACAACCUGAAAGAUUGUGCUAAUUUAGAAUUUAGUCACAUAAACUGUACAAACUGACUAAUGCCGUUUGUUCUACCUUUUAAUGACAAUUGAUUGAAAGUGAAACAUUAUGUCACUGGUCUGAAGUGAAGUGUGAUUUACAAUGUUGGUUUAUAUUAUUCUGCAGUAUCGAUAAGAAAAAGAAAAAAAAGUCAAACAAAAAUAUCCAAUUUUGGAUGCUUUACAGAGUAUUGUAACUAUUCAAAAAGUAAACAUUAUUUAUAAUUCUAUUUCAAUUUUAUAUGAACAGAUAAAAAAAAAAGUGUGCCCUGGACUUUGCAGAGCUACUGGGCCACUAAAAUCUCCAAAACAUAUAGAGACCAAUAAGGUUGUUGAAUUGCAAGUACUAAAGUUGAUAUUGAGGCUUGUGGUUGAACAAAAAACCUUUGAGACUUUCCUACCUGAUGUUUUGUGUCGUACCUCUGUUUUAUUUCUUACAUGUUAUUUGUUCUUUUGUAUUUUUGAAAUUUUUGCGCAGUGAGUUAAUGUGCCAUUGUUGUGACUAAUGUGACCCAUGAAAGUAAAAUGUAAACGUUUAUUACAGUGUUGUAAUAUAAAUGUGCUUCAGGUGAGUUAAAUGAAUAAAUAAAUAAUAACACAUUUGUCCAGA